AUGGAUGCUGCCAAAAGAUCACAACUAGGAUUAAAUGGUCUCAGUCCUGUUCGUGUGGAAACCUUGGAUAUUCAAAAGAAACGCGCUUUACAUCAACUUCGUUCAAAACAUACUUUACUUGAAAAAUAUAUCUUUAUGGCACAAAUGAGAACUACCAAUACUCAUUUAUUUUAUAAGAUAGUGAUUGAAGAGUUAGAGGAAUUGGCGCCUGUGAUUUAUACUCCUACAGUGGGUACAGCUUGUUUAGAGUACUCCAAUAUCUAUCCUUUCCUUGCUGGUCCUGGUGUAUCGGAUGGAUUGUACUUGACAGAUAACACAUCUUCUGAUUUGAUCACCAUGAUUCAACAAUAUCAACCUUUUCCAAAUGAAACCUUCCAACCUGAAAUUGCCGUCAUUUCUGAUGGUUCACGUAUUCUUGGCUUGGGUGACCUUGGUGUCAAUGGCAUUGGAAUCCCUAUCGGUAAACUUCAACUAUACGUGGCUGGUGCAGGGAUCGAUCCUCGAAAAACAUUGCCCAUUAUCUUGGAUCUAGGUACAAACAACACUAAAUUUUUGGAGGAUGAGUUUUAUCUUGGUCUACGUCAACAUCGACCCAAUGAUCAACAGUUUUAUGAAAUAGUGGACAAAGUGAUUCAAUCCAUUCAUAGUGUCUAUCCCAAUAUCUUGAUUCAAUUUGAAGAUUGGUCUAGUGAACAUGCAUUCGGCCUUUUGGAAAAAUAUCAAAAGAAGAUGCUCUGUUUCAAUGAUGAUAUCCAAGGUACUGGUGCAGUGAUUCUUUCCGGUGUCAUCAACGCCAUUCGAAAAGUACAAAAAGAAUCAGGUGUUGCUCCUCAGGAUCAUCGUGUUGUAUUUUAUGGUGCUGGAUCGGCUGCCAUUGGAGUGGCCAAUCAAAUUCAACAUUAUUUCCAAAUAGAACAUGGAUUGACUGAAGAACAAGCUAAAAACAUCUUUUGGAUUGUUGAUAGUAAGGGUCUAAUCACUUUGGAUCGUGGUGAUACAUUGGCACAACAUAAGAUUUAUUAUGCUCGGGAUGAUAAUCAUGGUCAACAAUACAAAGCAUUAUUGGAUAUUGUCAAUUAUGUCAAACCCACCAUCUUGAUCGGUCUCUCCUCCAUCCCUGGGGCAUUUUCCUCUCAAGUGCUUACACGUAUAGCCGAACUCAACGAACAACCCAUUGUGUUCCCUUUAUCGAAUCCUGCCACUCAAGCUGAAUGUACUUUUGAACAAGCCAUGCAGGCCACACAGCAUCGUGUCAUCUUUGCCUCAGGUACCGCUUUCCCUACCUAUGUUGAACCCAAUGGUAAAAAGCAUGUCCCUGGUCAAGGCAACAAUAUGUACAUCUUCCCUGGUUUGGGUUUGGGGGCUGUACUAGCCAAACCAUCCUAUAUUAGCGAUCGCAUGAUCUUUGCUGCUUCCAAAGCCCUCGCUGAUUCAUUAACCCCUGAUGAAAUCAACGCUGGUUAUCUUUACCCAUCUCUUCCUCGUAUCCGCCAGGUCUCUGCCAUUGUUGCUACCGCUGUAUGUCAAGAAGCCAUCGAUGAAAAACUCGCUCAAUCUCCUGAUCUCUUGGCUCAUACCGCUUCUCUCUUGGAUUACGUCGUCAGUCAUAUGUGGGCCCCUCAAUCCUUACAUGCUCCUCAACCCAAAUCUGCUGCCUCUUCCACGAGUAGAAUAUAG
Molecule: messenger RNA, 1677 nt
Organism: Halteromyces radiatus
Lineage: Eukaryota; Fungi; Mucoromycota; Mucoromycetes; Mucorales; Cunninghamellaceae
Exons: 4
Coding region: 1-1677 (558 amino acids)
Biological process (GO): malate metabolic process; pyruvate metabolic process
Cellular component (GO): mitochondrion
Molecular function (GO): malate dehydrogenase (decarboxylating) (NAD+) activity; NAD binding
Source: RefSeq, a predicted model, not a curated record